Messenger RNA from Oncorhynchus tshawytscha (Chinook salmon), 5610 nucleotides. RefSeq names its product RNA polymerase II elongation factor ELL2. Bases 26 to 1837 code for a protein of 603 amino acids. The transcript is spliced from 12 exons. Gene Ontology annotation, cellular component: transcription elongation factor complex. Gene Ontology annotation, biological process: transcription elongation by RNA polymerase II; snRNA transcription by RNA polymerase II; positive regulation of transcription elongation by RNA polymerase II. Lineage: Eukaryota; Metazoa; Chordata; Actinopteri; Salmoniformes; Salmonidae. Gene Ontology annotation, molecular function: cis-regulatory region sequence-specific DNA binding. The record is from RefSeq and is a predicted model, not a curated record.
UCGCCAAUUUACCUCAGUUGUAGACAUGGCAGCGCUGAGACAGGAGCAUCGGUAUGGACUCUCCUGUGCAAAAAUCAACAAAAACGUUCAAAAUAAAACUCUGUAUCACGUCAAGCUAACUGAUACCGCCAUUCGAACGCUUGAAGCCUACCAAAAUCUUAAGGGAUCCUUACCAAAUCAGCCAGCAAUUUGCUUCAAGGGGAGCCAGGGGUACAUCAAGAUCCCCGCCCCGUCCCCAGAUGCCUCGGACGCACUACGGGUCUUCUCCUUCUACCUGUCCAGUGAUAGCAAGGACAAACCUCAGGCCAGCUUCGACUGCACACACCAGUAUGUCUCAAGGGAGGGCAGGGAGCACCUGGAGGGCCAGGGCAGUAUUCAGGACAAGAUCACUGUGUGUGCCACUGAUGACUCGUACCAGAUGACCCGGGAGCGCAUGUCUCAGGUGGAGAAGGACAUCAUGAGCAGGUCGGCCAUCGAGAUCAAGCCAGGCUCCACUCGUGGUAAAUGUGUGAAGAUCCAGAGGAAGCAGGGCCUGUCGUCAAGCAUGGACAGCAGCAGCAACAAGCACUCCCCCAGCAACAAGAGGAGCGGGGCCCCCAGCCCAGUGGCCCUCCGGCCCCUAAGAGACCGCAUCAUCCACGUCUUGGCCUUGAAGGCCUACAGGAAGCCUGAGCUGCUGCUGUGGCUGGAGAGGGAGAGGGCCAGUCCUAAGGACAAGGCUGACCUGGGAGCAGUACUGGACGAUGUUGCUAAACUGAAUCCCAAAGACCACAGCUUUACUCUGAAGGAUGAGUUCUACAGUCAUGUCCAGAAGGAUUGGCCCGGUUACCUAGAGGAAGAGAAGCAGCUCAUCCAUAGGCUCCUGGCCAGGAAACUGCAGCCACUGAGCAGCAGUAGCCAGUUGAAGAGUUUCCAGUCAAACCAUUCAUUCCACAAAACCCCUGGGGAUUCUCCGUCACAACUCAGCCCGGUCAAAACUCCCUCUGUGAAACGCCCAUUUCCCUCUGAGCUAUCUGAUUGUCAGACCCCCAAGAAGCAAAGACUAUUAGACCACAGUUUACCCCUGCAGUCCCUUUCCAAUGGACACCUUGGUCCCAUUGGAGCCCGUAGCUCAUCUGGUCCAGGCAACACCAGUGUCCAGACCAAAACAGAGUUUGAGAGAACCAACAAUCACAUCCAGGGAAGCCCUAAUGGUCUUUACACACGGCACAAACUGGAUGGUUCCUCCAGCAUUCCCAAGCUGGAGAGGACCGAGCCGGUCCCAGCCGUACCAAGCCCCAAGGCCCCACAAACUGAGCCCUCCAUCUGCACUGACCAGCAGCUAGCCAACGGCCAGCACAAAAAGAAGAAGUCCAAGAAGCACAAAGACAAGGAACGGGAGCACUUAAAACAAGACUGGACAGAGAACAGUCCCGACCUGAAGCAGAACCAGGAACAUUUCAAUGACCAUGAGGGGGCUAAAACACCUGUCACUCGUACGUCACCGGAAGAGCUGCCCGACUAUUUCAUAAAGUACAACAUCAUCACAGCCUCAGAGCAACGGAAACAGUACAAGGAGGAUUUCUGUGCGGAGUAUGAUGAGUACAGGGCCCUGCAUCACCGGAUCGGUACAAUCACAGAGAUGUUUGUUCAGCUGGGCUCAAAGAUCAACACUCUCGCCCACGGUACACAGGAAUACAAGCUCAUGGAGGACCAAAUACUGCAGAAAUACAGAAAAUAUAAGAAGAAGUUUCCUGGUUACCGGGAAGAGAAGAAGCGAUGCGAGUAUCUGCAUCAGAAACUGUCUCACAUCAAAGGUCUGAUCCUGGACUAUGACUGUAUCCAGGCCCCUUCAUAGUGACUGGCCUGCACCCUGCUACCACAGGGUGCUAUUUUAUCAACGGACCAAAAGACUCCCCAGGACCAAAAGACUGACCAGCCGAGCCUGGGUCUGGAGUGUUAAGGACUUUAAUCACAUAUGAAUCACACAUUCACUUUAUUCCUCCAAGUGUUGAUGGAAGAGAGGUUCUCUUAUAUGAAGUGGGCCACGACCAGCGACACGUGAUCAAAUGAAUCAUUUUUGAGGACGAGUGUUGUUGUAAUGGCUGGCAAUUAAAGCCAAAUUCCUUUUUCUACCCAUAAUGUUAAUGUACAUGAACUCUCCUACCCAAUGCUUUUAACGUUUGGUCUAUUGCCAUGACUACACAGAAAGACUUAGUUUGAUGGUACAAUCAUAAGGACAGAUGAGAAUAAAUGCUCUUCACACCCAGUCUUCUAUCCAUGCUAUAUUUAAGUACCCAGUACAAUUUGCGGUUUGUUGUUUCACUGAAUGUAUAGAUGUAAAAUAGUGAUAUAAGAUCUUGAUUUCUAUAGAGAGGGUUGUAAUCACUGGAUUAAGAUUAGGGGACGCUGGAAGAUAUGCAAUGUUAUGUGGAAAUAUCUCAGACCUCUAUGAACAAGAAGUGAACUGUUUGAGUUGAUCAUUUCUCUAUUUGUUAAAGUUGAUGAUACAGUACAUGUCAUUAAUCAGACAUGCCAGUCAAAUCUCCUAUACAUUCGCCUCUGACCCACAUUUCACGUUCAGUCUGUAGUUUCCGUUUGCAGUAAUUGAGCCAUUCUGCUUCAUCAAAUAUGGGCCAUGGGAUUGGAAACAACUGCCCCCUCUAUGCUGAAGAAAAUGUUUAUGAAUCUUGAUAUUUGUAUGAUAUAGUAAAAUGCCAUCUUAGUCAUACAGUAUACUCCCAUGUUUCUGUUUAAACCACUACAUCAUUAAUGAAAGAACACUAAUCUGAAUAAGAACUGCAAUCAAACGCCAAAGUAAUAUUUUUGGAUUGUUAUGGCAUUCUAUUACCUUCUUAUCCUUCUGGAUAAAUUAUUCUCAUUGUUUGAGCCAGUAUUCUCUGACCUUUUGAUGAUAGUAAUACAGUUCAUACAAUAUUAAUGAAUAUUUUAUUACCUUGAUCAAUAGUCCAAUGCCGGAGCAUUUAACAGUACUUCCAAAAGCCAUUUUUAUAUUACAAAGCUUGUGCCUGUGUGAUGUAUUCUAUCAGCCCAGCAAGAAACAGGAUUGCUCCCAUGCAGUGAUGAAAUGCAAUAUUUUGAAGCUUUUGGUGUCUUUGGAUUUCAACCUGGUUUAGGUUAGAUUGAUCAGAGAUGAAUCAUAGUUCAAAGAUGAGAUUUCAGAAACCUAUUUUCUGACUUGUGUGAACUUCUUCAUUCUUGCUGUUGAAACUGCUCUGUAGGAAAAUGCUGUGGUAACCAUUGGUAACAUUGUAUUUCUUAAUGUUGCUGUAGCAGUCUACUAGAUUUCACCUCAGCAAGAUGGGACAGUUUAUUUUCAGUUUGAAUCAUUGAAUGUUCCAUUACAACAUUGGGCUACUGGGUGUGUUUGUCUACAGUAGAUGCAUUUACACAAACUGGACCACAUUAACUGAACCUCUCUGGGUGUACCUGUCAUCAUCACCUGGGAUUUCAUACAGUUCACUUUGAUUAUCUGUGGCUUGAAGAUAUAUAUUUUUUCAAAUAGUGACUACUCGUAAGCAGUAAUGAAAUCAAUGUGAGUGUCUGUGUACACUAUCUUGCUACUUAAUUGCUGUCUUAAAUGUAAAGGGAAGAUAGUUCAUUUUGCCUUAACACACCAUGGACACAUUUACAUGUCUCUGAUAUUGACUUUCUGAAAUGUAAUGUAAUCUCUCUUUUUUUAAUCUGCUCAUUUAAUAUAAUGUUUUAGGAUCAUGUAUUUCAGUUCACAUUUUUUGGGGGUUGAAGGAAAUGCAUAAUUUAUGUUAAUGUGUAAUGCUUUCAAUACUGCGUCUUAUAUGUCUGCACGUCUUUUUACAUUGUUGAUCUAUUCCUCUACCAUGUGAGUUGGGGCUCGAUUCAAUCAGAUCUGCUUUAGCGAACAUCCGCAUAGCGUUUGUUUUGACGGUCUAUGAGUUGGGGCUCGAUUCAAUCAGAUCUGCUUUAGCGAACAUCCGCAUAGCGUUUGUUUUGACGGUCUAUGAGUUGGGGCUCGAUUCAAUCAGAUCUGCUUUAGCGAACAUCCGCAUAGCGUUUGUUUUGACGGUCUAUGAGUUGGGGCUCGAUUCAAUCAGAUCUGCUUUAGCGAACAUCCACAUAGCGUUUGUUUUGACGGUCUAUGAGGUGGAGCUGUUAGAGCUGUCAAAUCCACAAGUGGCUCCCUGGAUUAUAGAUAAAGCCAACAUUGCAAUUGACUACACGGAGUCGCAUUAACAGAAAUCUCAUGCUGUCUUGUUUACACUAUGGAACAGUGUAACGUGUGAUGUAAUGUGCACCUCGAUUAUGAUAAUAGAAACCCUCAUUAUUUAGUUUAACGAUUUUUCAAGUCGAGCGUCAUUAUUCCUGUAUAACCUACACUUUCUCCUUCUGAACAUCUAACGCGAGUGGGGCGGUUGUGGCUUUGUGACAAUGGUUGCAAGAGCAGCUGCUCACCGAUUUGAAGGUUCCUAUGCAGUUCCACCUCUGAGGGCCACAACAUCCGCUAUGCGGGUGUCUGCUGUCACAGCUUAACGCUUGAUCCGAUUGAAUCUAGGCCUUAAUUCUUUUGUGUUUGUGAUAGGUUCAUUUCUGUUUGUUUCCCUCAUGAGUGCUCUGUGGAUAUCUGUUUGAUAAUGAUGAAUGGAGUAUAGAAAAUGAAUUGUGACUGUUAAGGGCCUUUUUUUUCAUCCAUUACCAUUCUUCACCACUGUCACAAACCACAUGGUUUCAGAGCUCUGUAUAGAAACAUGUCUGAAAGGUCUCUCAGAAGUGCUUGACUGGGCUAGAUUCAUCCCUGACAUGUACACAUAGUGGAAGUUCUUCUGUCACAGUUUGGGUUCUUUUUUUAUUGUUGAAUUCUAAAUGUAAUAAAUUAAAUAUAUGCUACUGACUGUGGUCUUCUGGAAAGCACAUGACCAGAUAUGAGACUAGUACAGACCACUGUCUCUGUCUGCAGUAUUGGACUGAGCCAUAUUCAUCUGAAUAAGUGCUAAUUGUGAUAUACGCAGGAGUUAGCGAGGUGCCUUCUAAUAGGAAAAUCUGAGUCACAUUGGCUUUAACAUAACAUUAUCUUUCAUAAUUGAUUUGAUUGCAUGACACGCAGGUGAAACUAAAUAUAUGUACUCAAAUUAUUGGUCCCUAAAUUUUAUUUUUCAUGUGUAGGACUACAGCUUUGUGGCUAAAGGUCCUUAACUGUUAAGACAUCCACAAUGUGCUCUUGAAAUGCAAAAUGCCAUUUAAUGUGCAUAUUGCUUACAAAUCAAACAACUCUAGAAUAUUUUUUUGUUUAUUGUCUCGCUGUUGCUGGUGCAUUUACUUUGUUGAUAUUGGUAAAUGAAAUGUCUCAAUAGAAAUGUGAAAUAAAAUCUCUUGUCUAGUAUAAAUCACUACAGAUUGUCGACUUUUGAGAACAAAUUUGUAACUAUAAUUUUUUUUGCUUCCUUCUUUGCCCAAUUUCCUCAGUCUAUUCAAGACAGACAAGAAGCCUCUACUUGGCGAAAGGUAAAUGUAAUAUAUAUAUAUAUAUAUUUGCAAUUGUCUGUGGGGGAUGCUUUAUCACCAACUUUUCCUCUAGAAAAAUACUACAAAAUGUAUUAAUGUCUCUGAAAAAAUAAAUAAAGCUAUUUUCAUCAA